AUGCUGAUGUUAAGGUUGACGAGCUCGGGGGCUGCCGCUGAAAAUGAUGUGUCGGCAGGAGAAAACCUUUUCGAGCUGGACACUCUGAACGCGCAAUGCCACAAACCUACCUCGCCGACGACGUCCGUAUCCUUUACACCCGUCGCAGGCCCGCCUCCUGAGGUAACCUCGGAAAAUUUUUGGCUGCCUCCUCCACCUCCUGCUGUAAUCUCGGAAAAUUUUUGGCCGCCACCUCCGCCUCCUGCUGUAACCUCGGAACAUUUUUGGCUGCCUCCUCCGCCUCCUGCUGUAACCUCGGAAAAUUUUUGGCCGCCACCUCCGCCUCCUGCAGUAACCUCGGAAAACUUUUGGCCACCUCCUCCGUCUCAUGCUGUAACUUCAGAACAUUGUUGGCUGCCUCCUCCACCUCCUGCUGUAACCUCGGAAAAUUUUUGGCCACCUCCUCCUCAUUUGUGUAACAUAUUAUGUAUUAGGUAUGUGUAUUUCUGUGCAUAA
Macrosiphum euphorbiae (potato aphid) is the source of this 495-nucleotide messenger RNA. The record is from the annotation of a GenBank genome assembly. NCBI's taxonomy places the organism in Eukaryota, Metazoa, Arthropoda, Insecta, Hemiptera, Aphididae.